CACACACACACACACACACACACACACACACACACACAUGCCCCCUACUCCUUUAGCUUCACAGAUGGCAGGAAGUGCUUCACAGCAUCGGAUAGACAUCAAGGUUUUGGGUUUUUUUUUGCUAGCUUCUCCUUGAAGAUUUCCUACUAAUUCUCUGCUUUUGCUAAUAUAAGUCAGUAUGGUGCACAGAUGACUGCUCGGCUGAUGGUCACCAUGGGAGCCUGCCUUUGCAAAGGUCACCAAGAGUAUCACAAUGGCCAACAGCAUCCCAUUGGAGAACUUCAUUCUUGGGCAGAAGGACACCCAACUGUCAAGGGCAAUCGUCCGCCUUUCGGUGACCCUGUGACAGACAGCAAGAACGGCAGUGGCUAUAACAUUGGGGAGCUUGCUACGUCCUCCUUGAUGGGCCUGGUGGCCACUAUCAAGGAGCACAUCACCAAGCCCACGGCAAUGGCGCAGGGCCGGGUGGCCCACCUCAUCGAGUGGAAGGGCUGGGGUGGGGAGACGCCGAUGCCGCCGCCCGCUGGUGGCAGCUGGUGCGGCUGGGGAGGAGGCGCAGGAGCCGCACUGCAGGAGGACGAGCAGCUCUACUCCCGCCUGACCGAUGAGCUCAAGGAGGCGCGCUUUGCCGCAGGGGUAGCUGAGCAGUUUGCUCUGGCUGAGGCAACACUGAACGUAUGGCCUUCACAAGACAUUGCAGACCAAGCCACAACCAGUACAGCCCCAUUACAAGGCCAAGGUGGCCUCUAUCUCUCUCAGAUUCUCAUGGACGGAGGGACCAUGGGUAUCCGGCAGCACCUGUACAGCCUACACACAGAGGCCGGUUCUGACACUGCUUCUCUGGUGCCCAGCCGCCCCAUUUUGCCCUACUUUCCCAACAGUGUGUCUCAGCCAGAGUCGCAGGGCCAUCUGCAGGAGAAGAGGACUUCACCACCCGAUGACUCCCUGUCUGAGGAUGAGGUUUUUUAUAACUGAUAUUUUCAAUACCGGGAGCUACAGGAUUUGUAGAAUUAAAAGGACUUGGAGUAUGUUUGAGUCAUUUUGAGGAAGUUAUGUUUAGGUGGGAUUUAGAGUUGUGCUAUGUGCUUGUCUGUAUGGGAAAGUGAGUACCAAGCUACCUCUGAAGAGGCUAUUGCCUUACUCAGAUGGGCACGUAGUGAAAUAAGUCCCCUUGCCAACUUUUCAAGUGAUAUUUUUGAUGGAAGAGUCAGUUUAUUGAAACAUCCACAAUGAUAUUACUCUGCUUUUUUCCCUGGUGAAAAUGGUCUUAAUCAAAUUUACAUACAAAAAUGCUUUAAAGGAACUCAGUCACAGAGUAAAAAGAAAAAUCCUUUGGUUAAGAUUGAAAUAGUAAUGUCCAUGCUAUCCUCUUUUAGAAUACCUCCCGAUCUAAAAGCAGAACUCUGCAAAGGUUUUCCAGCUGGAGAUGAUGUGGAAAUAAAAAUCUUGUUCUUGUUAAGGCAGA
Messenger RNA from Electrophorus electricus (electric eel), 1465 nucleotides. It is a transcript of the gene fam131c, whose product is annotated as family with sequence similarity 131 member C. Lineage: Eukaryota; Metazoa; Chordata; Actinopteri; Gymnotiformes; Gymnotidae. The record is from RefSeq and is a predicted model, not a curated record.